Molecule: messenger RNA, 3796 nt
Organism: Pyrus x bretschneideri (Chinese white pear)
Lineage: Eukaryota; Viridiplantae; Streptophyta; Magnoliopsida; Rosales; Rosaceae
Product: ATPase family AAA domain-containing protein At1g05910
Exons: 10
Coding region: 8-3685 (1225 amino acids)
Biological process (GO): positive regulation of transcription by RNA polymerase II
Cellular component (GO): nucleus
Molecular function (GO): ATP binding; histone binding; chromatin binding
Source: RefSeq, a predicted model, not a curated record
UAUAUAAAUGCAUAAGCGAUCUGGUGGGACGGCCCCGGAGCCGGUGCGCACGAGCGGAAGGCUGAAGGGUCGAACGACGCCGUACGGGCGGGGCAUAUACUACUACACCACAAGCACUUCCAGGAAGAUCAUCCAAAAGCGGAGAAACCGGAAGAACAAGACCAAGACCCGAACCGCCGCUUCCCAUAUCGCUAAGAUAAUGCGCCAUGGCGGCACUCCUCGUCCCCAAAGAUCCACCACUCCUCUCCCCUCCAGCAACCUCAAUGCAGAUGCAUCCAACCUCCGGCGCUCCACAAGAAAGAGAACGCUGUCAAUAAGGAACCGGGGCGACUACAUAACAGACGACAGUUCUGGAAGUGAGCAGGAUGAAGAUAUAAUGAAAGUCAGGGGUAAAUCGAUCAAGAAUAAGGUUGAUAAUAGUUCGUUUAAAGAUGAGUUGCCAUCUCCCAAGCACAAAAAGAUGGUGGAGACUAGACAUACACCUCGUCGUGAAGGAUUGCGCCCUCGACGGUUCAAUUCCGCUAGAGAACAAUUGCAUUUGCAGUUUGAUGAUGAGCCGGGUACUUCAGAUGAGAAGAUUGAUCAAGAUGAAACCGAAAAUGGGAAUGACAUUGAAUACAAUGAUGCAGAUGAUGCUCAAAAUGAAGCUGAUGGUGAGGAUGUUGGUGAUGGUGAUGGUGAUGGUGAUGGUGAGGGUGAUGAUGAUGGUGAUGGUGAUGGUGAUGAAGACGGUGAUGAUGAGGAGGGUGAUGAAGAACAAGAUGGACGAAGACGAUAUGAUCUUCGAAAUCGUGAAGAUGUCCGUAAGCUGAGACCAAGAUCUCCUCGUAGAGUAUUGCGUCAAGGAAUGGGGACAAAGGUCGGUAGGGAUGUGAGAAAGGGUGGAUCACGAGUUCAUAAGCGCCAUCGUAUGACAAGGACAGAUGAUUCUGAUGACUCCCUUCUUGUCGACGAGCUAGACCAAGGACCUGCAAUUCCCUGGGCCCGAGGUGGGAGCAGAUCUGGACCACCUUGGCUCUUUGGAGGAUUAGACAUGCAUGGAACAACAGCAUGGGGAUUGAAUGUUGCUGCUUCAGGUUGGGGUCAUCAGGGUGAUGCUUUUGCCACCUUAACAUCUGGAAUUCAAACUGCUGGGCCAAGUUCAAAGGGAGGGGCAGACAUACAACCUUUGCAGGUUGAUGAUAGUGUGAGUUUUGAUGAUAUAGGUGGGCUUUCUGAAUAUAUUGAUGCUUUGAAGGAAAUGGUUUUCUUUCCUCUGUUAUAUCCAGAUUUCUUUGCAAGUUAUCAUAUCACCCCACCAAGGGGGGUUUUGUUAUGUGGUCCUCCUGGGACUGGGAAAACAUUAAUUGCCAGAGCGUUAGCCUGUGCUGCAUCAAAGGCUGGCCAGAAGGUCAGCUUUUACAUGCGGAAGGGUGCAGAUGUGCUAAGUAAAUGGGUGGGUGAGGCUGAAAGACAAUUAAAACUACUUUUUGAGGAAGCACAAAGAAAUCAACCUUCGAUCAUAUUCUUUGAUGAAAUAGACGGACUUGCUCCUGUAAGGUCCAGCAAACAAGAGCAAAUUCACAAUUCUAUUGUCUCAACUUUGCUUGCUUUGAUGGAUGGUCUUGAUUCCCGUGGCCAAGUCGUUUUGAUUGGAGCAACCAACCGGAUCGAUGCAAUUGAUGGAGCUCUGCGGCGCCCUGGUAGGUUUGACCGCGAAUUCAACUUUCCUUUGCCUGGCUGUGAAGCACGUGCUGAAAUUUUAGACAUUCAUACUCGGAAAUGGAGGAAUCCUCCUUCAAAGGAGCUAAAAUUGGAACUUGCAGCUAGUUGUGUUGGAUAUUGUGGUGCUGAUUUAAAGGCUCUUUGCACUGAAGCUGCCAUUCGUGCUUUCCGAGAAAAAUAUCCUCAAGUUUACACAAGUGAUGAUAAGUUUGUAAUCGAUGUUGAUUCAGUAAACGUUGAGAAGUAUCACUUUGUUGAAGCCAUGUCAACAAUUACUCCAGCUGCUCACAGAGGUGCUGUUGUGCACUCCAGGCCAUUGUCUUCAGUAGUAGCACCAUGCCUGCAAAGGCAUCUCCAAAAAGCCAUGAAGUAUAUAUCCGAUAUUUUCCCACCUCUUGCAGUUUCAUCACAGUUGACCAAGCUUUCCAUGCUCUCCUCUGGCUCUGCAAUUCCUCUUGUCUAUAGGCCUCGGCUUCUGCUAUGUGGUGGUGAAGGUUCUGGCCUGGAUCAUCUUGGGCCUGCUGUUUUACAUGAACUUGAGAAAUUCCCUGUUCAUUCUUUGGGACUUCCGUCUCUUCUAUCUGAUCCCAGUGCAAAGACACCAGAGGAGGCACUGGUACAUAUAUUUGGUGAGGCAAGGAGAACAACUCCAUCAAUUCUCUAUUUGCCUCAGCUCAAUCUUUGGUGGGAGACAGCACAUGAGCAGCUCCGAGCUGUUUUGCUGUCGUUGUUAGAAGAAUUUCCGUCUGACUUGCCAAUAUUACUUCUUGCAACAUCAUCAGUGCUACCUGCUGAAGUUGACACUGCAGCUUCUUCAAUAUUUUCUGAUCGUUCUAUCUAUCAGUUGGGCAAACCAUCUACUGAAGACAGAUAUUUGUUUUUUGACUGUCUCAUCGAAGCUGCUUUAUCAGUGUUGUUAGAGGAGAUAACAAAAAAAUCCCAGGAAUCAGUAUCUGUUCCAGAACUUCCCAAGGCCCCAAAAGUGGCAAGUGGUCCGAAGGUCUCGGAGUUAAAAGCCAAGGUAGAAGCUGAGCAGCAUGCUCUUCGCCGAUUGCGGAUGUGCCUCAGAGAUGUUUGCAACCGGCUUUUAUAUGAUAAGAGGUUUAAUGCUUUCCAUUAUCCUGUCUCGGAUGAGGAUGCUCCAAACUAUCGCUCAAUUAUUCAGAACCCUAUGGAUGUGGCUAAGCUGCUGCAGUGCGUGGACUCUGGGCAGUACAUUACAUGUUCUGCAUUCCUGCAAGAUGUUGAUCUUAUUGUUUCCAACGCAAAGGCUUAUAAUGGAGAUGAUUACAAUGGUGCUAGGAUUGUCAGCAGAGCUUUUGAGCUUCGGGAUGCAGUACAUGGUAUGUUGUCACAAAUGGACCCUGCACUUGUUGUAUAUUGUGACAAGAUUGCAGCUCAAGGUGGUCCAGAACAUAUUCCCGAUGAUUUAGGGGUAUCUACUUUCCCCUCUGUACCUGUUGUGCAGCUGGGAACUGUCACCAGGGCAAGUGCUCGACUUCGUAAUGUCCAGGUGGAUGUAAAUCUGGAUCCAAGCCAUGAGUCUCAGAAACGGCCGAAGAAGCAUGUUGAGCCUGCACAUGCAGGUUCGACUCCAGAAGACAAGUCAGAGCAUCAAGAUUCAACACCGUUGAAGACAUCUCAGGAACCUGAGACGAAUGACACAAAUCCUGAAGUCCCAGAGUCCUCUUCUGCUGGUGGCAAUCAGCUUGAGACCCCUGUAGAAGUUUCCGGCCAUGCUGAUAUGAUUGGAUCCCAAGACACCAUCAUGAAAGAUGGUGAGGUCACAAACCAAAUAGAGUCAGUCAGGCGGCUUUUUGUUGAAAGGACUGCAAACUAUGACAUUCCGCAACUCGAAAGGCUGUACACAAGAAUUAUGAAGGCCAUUUUUGACAUCAAGCACAAAGGUGACAUAGAUGGCACCAAGCCUUCAAUUUUGAGGUACUUACUGAAAUAUGCAGAGGAUGAAGCAAAUUUCUGACUUCUAAACAACAAAGGAAAUUCUUUAGUCAGAUGUAAAGUCGGGAUUUUUUUUUUUUUUUCAUUGCAAAUUUAUUGAGUGAGAGCUCUCUCUCUCUCUCUCUCUCUCUCU